CGUGUACGGACCUUGGUCUGCCACUGAACAUGCGCUCGGCCACCACAUUCCGCCACUUACCCCUAAACAAAUUGCUUCCGCCCAUUUUCUCGCCAUGCCUCAUUAAGAAAUCGUAUCGUCUACCCGCCCCCGUCUCCAGUAGCGUCUCUAUCCGUGACCCAUAGCAACGAGACGAGCGCCUCGAUGUCUGAUACACAGAGACCAGACAAGGAGAAGAGGUCUAAGAACGGAUGUGGAUUGUGUCGAGCAAGACGGGUGAGUGAGACGGCCCUUUGAGAGAGGCCCUCGCCCCCGUAUCGAGUAUCCGCCGUGGGGUCCAUCGAAUCGCCGCCCCGCAUCCAUGUCAUGGGGUGUGUGAGCAGGGGCUGGCAAUAGUGGCAGAUGAACAAGAUCAAAUGCGACGAGGUUCACCCGGCCUGCGGACAAUGUGUCAAACGGGGAUUCGACUGUGUCUAUGAUCCCGGAGCGGCCGCAAAAGUCGACAUCAAUUCGACGCUAGCGCGGAGGAGGAGUAGAGCAGCGUGUACGAGUUGCAGAACGUUGAAGAGACGAUGCUCCGCCGCCGAAGGGGAUGAUCGGAUCUGUUCACGGUGCAAACGACUCGGACUUCAGUGCGAAUGGCAGCCGUCCAAGACUCGACGACCAAGGACGGUCAAGCAUGAUCGCGACGACUCGGACUCGGACGAGUCGGUGGAUAAUGGGUCGACGUAUGAUAUGGGAGAUGUCUCACUCUCGCCAAGGAGCCGCCCGAGAGAUGAAGCUGUUUCGCCAAAGACCGGAGGUAGGAACGAGAUCAUAUCACCGAAUCCUCGUCCUCGGAAGCUCCCAUCGUUGCAUCGGUCACCCUUUGAGUCGCUCAUGGCAAACAAGGCGGAGUUGCAUAUGUUGGUCCGAGGGUAUUUCGGGACUGUGCACCAAUUCGGCUUCCUCGCCUUCAUCCACGAGCCGAGCUUCUUCCGCCUCCUGGAACGUGGCAAGGCGCCCAUGAAUCUGACAAAAUUGAUGGUGGCCUUGGCCCUACGAUUUGCCGGAGACAACACCACGGCGACGCUUCGUCGCGCGGAUCUCAUUUACGAAGAGGUCUUUCCGGUGCUCCGCGAUCAGCUGUACGAAGGGUUUGGGGCGAUUGAAUUGAUGUGCGUGCUCCUUGCGAGGGAAUACGAUCAUGCACGAGGCAACUUUUACGCUAGUUGGAUGAUGUGGGGAAAUGCCGUCAGAAUCAUGCAAUUCCUCUCUCUUCACACGUUCGAUGAGACCUAUCCACAGCCUCACGCCAUCAAGCUCAACCCAUUGCUCAAACCCGAAGCCCUCCGGCGACUGGCUUGGUCAGUCUUUUACCUCGACACCAUGGCGGAUGCAGGUCGACACGGCAUACACACAGUCACAGAGACCGGUUUCCACCUUCAACUCCCCGCCGACGAGGCGAGCUUCUUACGCGGCGUCGAUGUCGUGACCAUGCCACUCGAAAAGCACCCUUCAGCCAGGAGCCAUUCGGUUCAUAUGCCAUGGGAGUCGCCAGUCGAACGCGGUGGAAGUGCGAAUGGAAAUAUUACACCCGCUUCAUCGACCAUGAGCAUCGGUGCGCCUGCCAUGCCUCAGAACGCUGUUCCGGGAAGCGCCACCUCCAACUUUGGCAUUGGCGCCAACAUUAUCCGCACGGCUGCCAUGCGUCGACGUAUCCUCCACUUCAACUCGUUGCUCAAAUACUCUCUGGCAACGCCGCAACAGAUGUAUAGCUCACUGGGCAUGCUUGAACGCGAUCUCCGCGCGGUCAUCAACGAUUUACCACCUGAUCUGGCCUAUUCCGAGGACGCCCUGUUCGUCCACGCCGAGCGCCGGACCAUGUUCAUCCUGCUCCACAUGAUGCGACACAACUGCUUCCUCAUGUUGCUCUGGGCCAAACUCAACGUCGCAUCGCGCUCGCCUGAUCCUCCCGAGUCGACACAGUCGCUCAUGCAAGAGAGGAUGAAGCACGCUUUUGGUGUCGCGGGAAUCGUGUCGGACGCCGUGAGGCUGGGAGUGAAUUGUGAUCCAUUUGUCGCCGUACAGGCGUAUACAUCGCUCGAAGUACUUCUAUUUGACCCUCUGAGAUUGCUGCGUUUCGACCCCACCAUUCAGCCGAAACAUCCUCGAUUCGCGCGAGCACUCUUGCCAUUGCUGGAGUUGAUGCGGAGAUUGUCACCUAUCGAUCUCAUGAUGAGGUAUCUGCGUGUCGAGGCUUGCCGGAGACUCGCUCGAUGCGGAUUCGGAGACAUACUCAUCCAUGCCGACUGGCAGGCAUGUAAAUUGCACCCAACGACCGGUCAGACUGACUCUGAAUUCGACUUUCGCUUCUUUAAAUGGCAUCGAGUGGAACAAGCUCGACAAUCACGCCACUCUCUCGGCACAUCACAAGCUGCCGAAGCUCUUCUUGACCUCGGCUCUCUCACUGCGAAUCCCUCACGCACAGCCUCUCCCGACCCAGAUGGUCUCGAGACGGGCAACGUGUUUGGGCCGGAAGACUAUGCUCUACCGCCCGAUUUCGAAGACUCGUUACGCAAGUCUCUGAGCCAUUCUGGACAGGUGAAUUCGACCUCACCCCACGAGUCCCUCGGCUCGGCGGGUCUGGCAAGUCAGCCAUUCUACAGCCCCAAUCGAGGUCCAGGGAUGGGACCAUCGGGACCAUCUUCAAAUAUGCCCGUGCUGCCUCAACAUCCGGGUGUUCAAGCUGUCCCAAGCCUCCACCCAUCCAAUGCCACAACCGGCGUCACACACAGCGGUUCAAGCGGACUCACACCGGAUGUCAGACGUUGGGUCGACCUGGACUAUCAACCCCGACCGAUCUUACCGUCGACAGGUCUGGAGCAGAUCCCCUUUGGGAUGAGCGAGAAUUUGGGAUUGGUCUCGAAUGGCAUGAUAGGCACACCUGGUGGAGAUGAUCUUAAUCGAUUCUUGGAACAGGCUGGGUAUGCAGAGCAAGAAGCGGAUCCAUUCGGCUGGUUGGGUCUGGUCGAUGGGGAUAAUAAGGGAUUGGUGUAGUGUUGUACACUCGGAUCCAGUCCAGACCAGGGCUAUGCAUGCAUCAACGAUGCACAGCUGUAUGUCAUCG
Kockovaella imperatae is the source of this 3088-nucleotide messenger RNA. RefSeq lists its product as hypothetical. NCBI's taxonomy places the organism in Eukaryota, Fungi, Basidiomycota, Tremellomycetes, Tremellales, Cuniculitremaceae. The transcript is spliced from 10 exons. The record is from RefSeq and is a predicted model, not a curated record. Gene Ontology annotation, cellular component: nucleus. Gene Ontology annotation, molecular function: DNA-binding transcription factor activity, RNA polymerase II-specific; zinc ion binding; DNA binding. The coding region runs from base 382 to 3018 and encodes 878 amino acids. Gene Ontology annotation, biological process: regulation of DNA-templated transcription; DNA-templated transcription.